CUGAAACUUCAAAAAGAGCCUCCUUUUAUUCCUAAACAGACACUACAAAAACAUUUUCUGUUUUAGGAAACCCUUUCAAAUGGAGAAAGUAGUAGCAUCUCCUCGUCAAAUCCAACCCCCAACUUAUGGAAACUUGAUAACCAUUCUUAGCAUUGACGGAGGUGGCAUUCGAGGAAUCAUUCCGGCCACUAUCCUUACUUACCUUGAGUCCCAACUUCAGGAGCUUGAUGGGGAAGAUGCAAGACUUGCAGAUUAUUUUGAUGUGAUUGCUGGAACAAGCACCGGUGGCCUUGUAACUGCUAUGUUAACUGCUCCAAAUGAAAACAAUCGUCCUCUCUUUGCUGCCAAAGAUAUCAAGAAUUUCUAUCUUGAGCACUCCCCCAAGAUUUUCCCACAAGAGAGGGGACCAUUCGAUCAAUCAUAA
Camellia sinensis is the source of this 424-nucleotide messenger RNA. NCBI's taxonomy places the organism in Eukaryota, Viridiplantae, Streptophyta, Magnoliopsida, Ericales, Theaceae. The record is from RefSeq and is a predicted model, not a curated record.